AUGCUCGCCUCUAGACUUGCCCGCCGACAUAUUAGCACGGUCGGCAGGGCUGCCCCAACCGUCGCAGUCCUCUACCAAGCAAUCGACCCGCCCAUCAUCAACGGCGUGCAGAAACCACGGAAGCCCGGUGGCUACCAAGACUCCGGCGCAGACAUCGCCUACACCCUCCAGAAAAAGGGCAUCAGCGUUCUCAAAUCGGAUCCAUCCGCCCUCAUCUCAUCACACGAGGGGUGGUCGUUCCCCGAUACAGAAGAGGGCAUCUACGACGCCGUCCAGCGCGGCGCGACGCAUUUUUGGGCGAAUACGAUUCUCUUCUCGAGCCAUCCGCUACAGACGUCAACGAAGCUGACGCCGCUGUCUGACGAUCUAUAUGUCGUCGGCCAGCCGCCGGGUCUCGUUGAGAACUUUGACGACAAGGCGUAUCUGAAUGGGAAAUUGAGGGAGUUGGGGAGCGUCACGUUGCCAAAGUCGUGGAUUGUGGAUUCGACGAAUAUUGCAGAGGUACUGCAGGAGAUAGAUCGAUACCCCAUCGUCGGCAAACCCGUGCGCGGCCGCGGAAGCCACGGGGUGAAGGUAUGCCAUGACCGCGCGCAGCUAGAGAAGCACAUCCAAACCCUCCUCGGCGAAUCGCCCCUCAUCAUGCUGGAAGAAUUCCUUGCGGGCGAAGAAGCUACAAUCACAGUGAUGCCACCGACAUCCGAUCGUCCAACCCACUGGAGUCUGAUCCCCGUGACCCGGUUCAAUCACGCCGACGGCAUCGCGCCGUAUAACGGCGUUGUGGCAGUCACUGCAAACUCGAGGGUCGUUACGGAGCAUGAAAUGCAGGAUUCCGCGUAUGGGAAGGCGAUGAAGCAGUGCGAGGAGGUUGCGCGGCUUAUUGGGGCGACGGCGCCGAUUCGGGUUGAUGUCCGCAGGUUCGAGGAGGGAUCCAAGUUUGCGCUUUUUGAUAUCAAUAUGAAGCCGAAUAUGACUGGGCCUGGUCGGCCUGGAAGAGAAGAUCAGGCGAGCUUGACGGCCAUUGCGGCAGCGGCUAUGGGUUGGGACUAUGGGACGUUGCUGGAGACGAUUUUGAAUGGUGCACGGCCGUUGAGCGUGUUUAGGAAGUAUCAGAGUCCAUUUUAG
Messenger RNA from Aspergillus calidoustus, 1122 nucleotides. The record is from the annotation of a GenBank genome assembly. Lineage: Eukaryota; Fungi; Ascomycota; Eurotiomycetes; Eurotiales; Aspergillaceae.